Messenger RNA from Fomitiporia mediterranea MF3/22, 2628 nucleotides. RefSeq lists its product as uncharacterized. The transcript has 4 exons. NCBI's taxonomy places the organism in Eukaryota, Fungi, Basidiomycota, Agaricomycetes, Hymenochaetales, Hymenochaetaceae. Gene Ontology annotation, molecular function: RNA binding. The coding region runs from base 40 to 2526 and encodes 828 amino acids. The record is from RefSeq and is a predicted model, not a curated record.
UCCCUCACCAACUCUCAGUACACCAUAGUCAAGUCAAGCAUGUCCCGCCUAAUCAUAAAAAACCUCCCGCCCUACAUAACUCCCCCUCUCCUCAAACAACACUUCUCACAAAAGGACGGUCCGGGAGGGACGCUCACUGACGUCCAAGUCGCACAGACACCAGAUGGUAGGAGUAGGAGAUUCGGGUUUGUUGGGUAUAAGACGGAGGAGGAGGCGAGGAAGGCUAGGGGGUGGUUUGAUAGGACGUUUGUUGGGAUGACGAGGAUUGGGGUUGAGGUUGUUGAGAAAGGAGCCAAAGACGCACCGAUCCCAAGACCUAACAAGAAACCUCGCAUCGAUAACAGCAACUCAGCUGUCGACAAGCUUCCCGGAACUAAACCUCUCCAAAAAUCAAAAUCGAAACGGAAGAAGAUGGACGCUACUACCAGUACUGACGAUAAUGCGGAGUCAAUAGGCAAGAAAAUCAAGAAAGGAGCCGAACUAGACGAAUUCAUGCAAGUUAUGCAGCCUCGAACGAAGAAAGAGCGGACAUGGGCUAAUAAUGACGACGUUCCUGUUGCUGGACCUUCUUCUCGUCCACUUGAGCAAUCGCAGGCGAAUGCGAACGGCAUUUCUGAGACUGAUGACUCUAAUGAAAGGGAAGAGGAAGACGGCGUAGAGGAAGUGGACGAUAUGGAGUGGAUGAGACGAAAGAUGAAGAAGGACCUUGAGGAAGGUGGGGAGGAGAGGGUGUUCAUGCAGGAUGAGGAAGAGGAAGUGCCGUUAUCGCAGGAUGCACGAUCAUCGAAAUUAAAUUCCGAGAAAGCACCCGAGAAAGCCGACUCAGAACCCUCUCCAACCGACACGAUUCUUCAGACCGGACGUCUAUUCCUACGAAACUUAUCUUACACUUGUACGCAAUCCGAGUUAGAGGCACAUUUCUCAAGGUUCGGUGAUAUCGCCCAGGUUCACAUUCCACUCGACCCAAUCUCCAAAUCUUCAAAAGGUCUCGCGUUCGUCACUUUCUCAGAUCCAGCAUGUGCGGUUAAGGCGUUUGAAGAACUUGAUAAGACGUCCUUUCAGGGGAGGCUUUUGCAUAUUCUACCUGCUGCAGAGCGAAAAUCAUCAGGUGUAAAAGGCGUCGAAGACAAUCUUGGUGGGAGCGGGAAAACGUCGGUUAAGAAAGAAAAAGAAAAGAAGAAGAAAGAAGGCGCAAGCAAGGAAUUUAAUUGGAGUAUGUUGUAUAUGAACGCUGAUGCUGUCGCGUCGUCCAUUGCCGAUCGGAUGAACAUCCCCAAGGCCGACAUUCUCAAUCCUGACUCCGAGAAUGGAGACACGACGUCCGCAGCUGUCAAACUCGCACUUGCAGAAACGCAUAUUAUACAAGAAACGAAAGCUUUCCUCGAGUCGGAAGGGAUCGACCUUUCUGCGUUCUCUUCUCUCUCCUAUUCCUCUUCCGCAAACUCCUCUAACUCCCGAGCCGUAAGAGCGAAACGGUCGGAUACAGUCAUACUAGUAAAGAACAUCCCCUACGGAACGACUUCUCAACAAAUACGCGAGUUAUUCGAACCGCAUGGGGAGUUGAGGAGGGUUGUUGUUCCGCCGAGUGGGACGAUUGCCGUGGUGGAGUUUGCCCAUCCGGAUGAUGCUGGGAGGGGUUUCAGGGGUGUUGCGUAUAGAAGGCUGGGAGGAAGUGUUGUGUAUCUUGAGAAGGCGCCUGUUGGGGUUUUUAAUGGGUCGCGGUCUUCUGACAACACGACUACUCAAGCAAUUCGACCGACCCCAGCCAAGCAAGACGUCGACAUAGCGGGCCCUAUCGACGAUGCUAAAGAAGAGGAAGCACCCCCAGGUUCAACCCUAUUCCUCAAAAACCUCGCCUUCGCAACGACUUCUGAACGUCUCACAUCCGUUCUACGACACCUCCCCGGCUUCUCCUUCGCUCGCGUACAAACUAAACCUGACCCGAAGCGUCCCAGUAUACCUGGCCAACCACCUCCACGGCUAAGCAUGGGUUUCGGUUUUGUUGGAUUUACAUCCAAGGAUGCAGCUAAAACGGCUUUGAGGAGUAUACAGGGUCUUGUGGUGGAUGGACAUGCGUUGAGUGUUAAGUUCGCUGGACGGGGUACCGAAGACCAGGACCACGACAAAAAUAACUCCUCUUCCUCAGCGAAAGCCACAUCCAAGACGACCAAGAUGAUUGUGAAAAACCUCCCCUUCGAAGCAACCAAAUCUGACCUCCGAUCCCUCUUCAACACACACGGAACACUCAAAUCCGUACGCUUACCUAAAAAAUUUAAUUCCCACUCGAGAGGGUAUGCUUUCUUGGAGUUUACGACGAGGUUGGAGGCGGAGAGGGUUUUUGGUGCGAUGAUGCACACGCAUUUACUUGGGAGGCAUUUAGUAUUGGAGUGGGCGGAGGAUGGAGGUCGGGAUGUGGAGGGGUUGAGGAGGAAGGCUGGUGUUGGGUUUGGUGACGGAUCUGAGAUGCCGGGGAGGAAGAGGAAGUUGGAGUUUGGGGAGGAGGGAGAUGAGGUGCUGGAUGAGUGAUGGUACGUUAGAAGAGAUGUAUAUUGCAGAAACAAGUUAUUUACUAUGUAUUGCAUAUAUGUUGCGUUUACUCCAUACAAGUCUAGGCGGUCCUCUUAUAUA